Pocillopora meandrina is the source of this 5139-nucleotide messenger RNA. Lineage: Eukaryota; Metazoa; Cnidaria; Anthozoa; Scleractinia; Pocilloporidae. The record is from the annotation of a GenBank genome assembly.
AUGGCGGCUGAUUUGACAUACGAAGGUUGUAAUUUUUUCCGACAAAGACUUGUUUUGGCGACGCUUAGCGGUAAAUCGGUGAAAAUAAAAAACAUAAGAGCUGUUGAAGACGAUCCUGGGCUGAAAGGUGCGUCCAUUAUCGAACUGAUUAAGAAAUCACAGCCCUUUCAGCUGCUGACUUCGGCUGUAAAAAACUUAUAUAAAAUAUGCUUCGUGUUUUGUUGUCAAAUUUGAGAAUUUUUGCUGUCUAUAUAACCCUUUAAAGACUUUGAAGCAAGUUUUAUACGGCUCCUGGACAAGGUAACAAACGGAUCACGAAUAGAAAUUAAUGAAACAGGUAAGUCUUCAGAUAAUUUAUCAGAUAAUUUUUGUUAUUUGUUUAUAAGAUUUUAAUGAAUGAUAGCACUGCCCGGCCAGGUAAUGUCCAUUAUAGAGGUCCUAUUAGGGGUUAUCGGGAUACAGAAUAAAACAUUAUAGGGAUACGGGAUACUUAAGGAAAAAAUUAAAGGGAUAUUUAAAAUAUAAUUAUAUCCCAGGAUGUAAACUUGAAUUUUAGGAUAGAAACUAGAGGAAGUAAUAGGAUACAGGAUGUUUAAGCCAAACAUUAAUACUAUAGGGGACACCUGGACCCCCCCCCCCUUCCUAAUGGGGUCAAAUUAUUAAAGCUAUAUUAUUCUUAUGUUUGGUUAUUUUGUUUCCUUUUCCAAAGGUACAAUGCUGUUUUAUAAACCUGGCCUGUUAACUGGAGGAACCAUUGACCAUGACUGUAAUCCUCAAAGAUCCAUUGGUUAUUACCUAGAAGCAGUGGUGCUGCUGGCACCAUUUUGCAAGAAACCUAUCAGACUUACUCUGAAAGGAAUAACAAAUGACAGACAUGAUCCAACAGUAAGCCAGAAAUAAUGUUAUAUUUUUUUAUUGCGGAGAAUUGACCCUUUAAGCCCUCAGAGUGAUGAGCUUCUGACUUCUCCUUAAAGUACACUGCUGUAUAAUUCAAGAUCAUGAGAAUAACAGAAAUGAUCACCAGCACAAGAAGCUUUGACUGUUGGACAAAUGUUCCUUGUCAUCACCAAAGCAAAUAUAUAAAGAAUAAAACAGUACGUCAAAUAUGGAUACUGAUGUGAGGUUGUAAAGAGUUAAAUACAAAAAUGAUCAAAUGUUAAUUCAAAUUUUGUGUUGAUAUUUUCCAGUUUCUCUCUGUUUUGUAAAAACUCUCAUUUCAUAUCUAACAGUGUAGACAGAAAUAAGAUAGAAAAUGAGCUUGUAUAGAGGUGCAUAAUUAGAUUACUUCUGAGAAAUGUGCCUUUCCUAGAAUUUGAUGAUUGCUGAAUUAUGUUAUUUUAGGUUGACAUCAUUAAAACAGUUACUCUCCCUCUGGUAAAGAAGUUUGUGGUGGAUGAUGAAGGCUUAGAUUUAAAGGUAUCAUUAGCUAUUAUUAAUGAAUUUAAUUAUUAUUAUUAUUAUUAUCAUUAUUAAUGAUUUUCCAAGUAGAAUUUUAACACAUGCAAAAGAUUGAGUCAUGCAUUAAUUGUACCAUCAGUGAACUUAGUUGGAAAGAAAGUUAAAUAAUAUGACUCAGCUGCCUCUUUCAACAGGAUUGAAUAUAUCUCCUCUCCUUGAAGUAGUCAGCUAAGUUAUGUAAUCAACAAGGUCACCAUAAUAACUAAGCAAUUCUAAUUAUGUAUAUUGAAAUAUUAGAGCAGAGAGUAGAGGCGCACAUCAAGAUACCUCAUAUAGUGCCCCUUAAUUUAGGAUAAAAAGUUAUUCACUAAACUAGGCAUAACUAAAAUGGCUUAGAUCAAAGAGGAAGACAAAAGAUGAAGUACAUCAAAAAUUAAUAUUGAGUCAAAUAAUAUUGUGAAAGUGCUUUUUUCUGGUUAGUAGAGGAAAGAGGACUGCAGUAGAUCAUUCUUACCAAACAUUAUAAGGGCCAUAUUUUUACCAAAACAAUGGAAUUGGCCAGGGCAAAAUUGGUGUCUAAGACAAUCCCAUUGGAUUUGAACUCCUUUCCUUUCAUCAGUUUCUUUAAUUUGUUGCAAUUGAUUUACAUGGCUGUUCAAAACACUAUGAAAUAUAAUAUUAUCAUUUCAUUGACUUUUUUUGUCACAGAUUGUGAAAAGGGGAGCACCUCCAGAGGGGGGAGGGGAGGUGGUAUUCUCUUGUCCUGUGAGGAGAAACUUGCGGCCAUUACAAUUCACAGAUCCUGGUAAGAUAAAAAGAAUAAGAGGCCUUGCGUAUCCUUUACUUUUUCCCUUGGUAUAAGUGUUAUAACUUUAUUACAGAGACUGUAAGAUCAACUGCUUACUUAUUAUUUUUCUUGUAAUUCAUAUUGACUUGUAUCAUUCUUUAUAUUUUUCAUACCUCCUUGAUAGUGUUUUUUGUUAAAUUUGUCAGCAUUUUUCCUCAUCAGGCACACCUUUUCUCACAUUUCCAUACUGCCUGUUAAUUCAAAGUCCUCUUGUAUUUAAAGCCAGUUUCUAUAAAUUAUCACUUUCUAUAGAUUAUCACUUUUUAAGUCAGUUUACCAAAAGUUGCUCUUGGCGCAGUUCUCUUAAAUAAUUUCUGAUUUUAGCUUCAACAACUUCUUCUAUGACUAGUAUUGCUGCUGCCAAAAUAAAAUAUAUUUUGAGUUGUUGUGAUAAUGUUUUUACUGUUAUAGAGACCAUUUCACAUAGAUCGCUAUUUUUUUUUGAUAAAAGCUGAUUGCCUUAACCAAACCUUAAACAGGUAUGCUAUGAGAGUUUCUCCAGCUAUUUGUAAUAGGGUGGUUGAUGCAGUCCGUGGUGUUUUGAACCAGUUUGUGUCCGAUAUCUACAUUUAUACAGAUCACUGCAAAGGAGGUCAAUCUGGAAAGUAUGUCAUUUUAUAACAAACCUUUAACUUUUUUACCAGGGAAUCAGCAUGUUUCACCAUUAUUCAUACAUUAAAUAUCCACAACAAGACAAAAAAUUAUCUUUCUAUAUUUCCUUACUGAGCAUAAAGCUUACCAUCUUCUUCUUCUAUUUACAAAAUGUGGUGCUAUCGACAUUGCUGAUCCUAGCAGAGUGCAGGAUAUGUGUCAUAUAUGAAAUUCAUAAUGGGCCUUAGAGUCUCUGUGGCUCAGUGGUAGAGCAUGGGAGUGUGGAAUCUGAAGGUUUGAGGUUCAAUUCCUCAUGGGGACUCAGAAUUUUUUCUUUGUUCUGUGCUCAUGAGAAGACGACAACCAUAUUUCUUAAUUUCCAAAGUGGCAAAAUUUAUGAGAAGUUUUACUACUCCUCCCCCUCCCCUGUAAGGGGUGACCGUCCAUUGUAAAUUGCCCUUGGCAUUUUUAGAUUUACUUAAGAAGUUAUCAGUACCCAUUCAUACUCUUGAGCAGAGAGAGGAACUGUGAGAGUAAGGUGUCUUGUCCAAGAAGGUAAAGUUAUAACGCUUGCUAGUUCUCACGCCCAGAUUUGCUCAUGCAACUGAGUCAGUGCACUGCUGUUGUGCUGGUGAUAUUACGAUAAGCAAGCUUUUCAGAGUCUCUUAAAACCAGAGAUGCAAUGUGUUCUUUUGUCAUAAGCAUGGUACACCAUUAGUCAUCAGAUUAAUGAUAAUCAUGAUUAAAAAUGUCUUCCUUCAGGUCACCAGGGUUUGGGAUCUCAUUAGUUGCAGAAUCAACAACUGGUGCCAUGCUAAGUGUUCAGACAUCAUCUACCCCAGUAGGGAAGGGUCAGCCAGUUGUCCCUGAGGAUCUUGGCAAACAGGCAGCUGAAAUGUUACUUGAAGAAAUUUACAAGGUAAGGUUUUUCCUGCUUUGGUCAGUUUCUUUAUUUAUACUUGGAUCCUUCAUUGGCUCAUGAUAUGUUCCUUUGUUCUGGUUGGCUACUGUGAUUGCUUUCAGUUUUGGAUGUACGACACUCAAUCAAAAUGCACUGCAUUAAUAUCUCUUGGCAGCUGGUGAUCAGGCUUACACUCAUACUAGCUUUCAAAACAAUGAUUAAAGUAUAGCUGUAUAUUCUGAAACAAGACUCACCAUUAUUAUUUAUCUUUCUCCUUUGAUAGGGAGGCUGUGUUGACUCUCGCCAUCAGAGUGUUGUUCUCCUUUACAUGAUUCUGGGACAAAGGGAUGUUUCUAAAAUUCUCACUGGUCCACUGACUCCAUAUACGUAAGUAGUUGAUAAUGUCUCUCAGUGAAAAGAGUAAAUAAAUUCACACAAUUUUCUGUUUGCUGGAGUUAUGAUCUGUUGUGUGUUAUUUGGAAAGAUUUUUUUAACUGCUUGGCAUCAGUCUGGCUCUCAUUCAAUUGCACAAAGGAGAGUAGGGAGAAGGAGGAGAAACAGAGAGAUUGAAAAGUGGGAAGAGGCAGUGUUAGGGAGUAUGAUGGAGGACACAGGAGGAGACAGGGAGGGAGUGGGAAUGGAGAGAGGAUAGAAGCAUUGUAGGGGGUAUAUGGAGGGCACAGUGGAGGGGAAUGAGGUAGCAGGAGGGCAGGAGGAGGGAGAGAAAUUUAGAGGAGGACAGGGAGGGAGGGAGGGGGAAAUGGAGGGAGACAGAGGGGUGGAGAGGGAAAGAGAGAAGGAGAGGAGAUGAUGAGGAAGGAAAAGAUAAAGAAGAGAGGGGAGAUAGGAAGAAGGAGAGGGACAGGGUGGCAGGGAGGUGAGGUGUAGAUGAUGAUGGGAAAUGAAGACAAGUGCAGCUCAGAUAGAGAGGAAAGGUCGAAUGGAUAAUAGGAAGAGAGGGAAGAAAGGAAUAUGAUGAAGAAUAAGAAGGAGAUGAAAGAGAGGUGAGAUAGACAUGAAGAAAGGAAAGUGUUGGAAGGAAGGAGAAAUGGAGAAAAGUAAGUGGGGAGGGAGGGGAGAGACGGCUUGGUGGUGGAAGGUUCAUCAUCAAUGUCAUGAUAAAUGUUAUUAUUUUCUUUCUACUGAGUAAUUCUUUGAAAAUUUUCUCAGUGCUAUCAACUCUUUUACAGCAUUCAAUUUUUGAGGCAUCUAAAAGAAUUUUUUGGAGUGAUGUUCAAAAUACAAGCACAACAGAGUGAUGACGACAACAGUGUAGCAGGAGGAGAGAGUAAAAUCUUGCUAUCAUGUGUAGGGGCUGGAUACACGAACAUUAACAAGACUAUGGUGUAAACAAAAACAAAAAGCAGUGAAGUCAGGGAUAUUGAGACCUUGAUUCUGUGGG